Colletotrichum lupini is the source of this 588-nucleotide messenger RNA. RefSeq lists its product as uncharacterized. The record is from RefSeq and is a predicted model, not a curated record. The coding region runs from base 1 to 588 and encodes 195 amino acids. The transcript has 6 exons. NCBI's taxonomy places the organism in Eukaryota, Fungi, Ascomycota, Sordariomycetes, Glomerellales, Glomerellaceae.
AUGAGCAUCAUGAGCAAGGCAAAAAAGAGAAGAACCGGCGAAGACUUUAGCCCACUGGCCCUCACGUGGGACAGUUCAGCUGAAAGCCUGGCGGUCUUGCUGCGUGGCUGGACCCAAGUUUGCCUUGUCACUGGUGGCCCUGUCCAUUGGAGAGAAUGGAACAAGAUGAAAUUGAAGACCGAGAAGUGCGAGGUCACCACCGCCGGGCCUGCUUGCGAGCUUGAGGAUAAGUGGCUCACCGGCGUGAGAGAUACUGCAGAUUGCCAGACUGAGGUGCAGGCCGCAGUCGGGGGGAUGUGGGGCACCGGUGAGCUCCCACUCGUUCCAGAAUCCAGCGGGCCAAUGAGCAAACCCCGUAGAAUCACUUCAUCUGAAACGGGUCCCGUCAUCCAUCACAUCACCCGGUUAUUUGUCUUUAUCUUACUUCCAGGAUAUUCUAUGAGGAUGACGCAGCUUCCCAAGGCAGUACUUGCCACAGAACCCCCCUCAUCCUCUUCCUGCAUGGAGCGGGCAACCAGCGGCUUCUUCCCCGAGGCCACCAACGUGAUGGAAACCACCGGAUCCCCAACUACCCAUGACACUGCUUGA